GUGUCGCGAUGAAUCUGCACCAGGUGCUGACGGGAGCCGUGAACCCCGGGGACAACUGCUUCUCCGUGGGGAGCUUGCACGAUCAGCCCUUCACGGCAUACGCAUCAGGAUGCGAUAUCGUUGUAUUAGGGACUGACUUUGAAAGAUUACAGAUAAUCCCAGGUGCAAAACAUGGAAACAUUCAAGUGGGAUGUGUGGACUGUUCAGUGCAACAGGGAAAGAUUGCAGCUUCGUAUGGAAAUGUGGUUUGUAUCUUUGAGCCAGUUAGUCUCUUGAAGCAGAGCAGCAGACAUCAUAACCAAUUGCAUUAUCAGUGGCAGAAGAAUGCUCAAAUCUUACUGGAUGGUAUAGCACAUAAUUUAACAUGGGAUCCCACAGGCACUCGCCUUUUGACCGGUUCCAGUUGUCUUCAGCUUUGGUCCAAUGUUCCUUUGGAGAACUUGCCUGACAACGACAGCACUGACAGAACAGAUGUUGGCGAAUGGAGGUGUAUCUGGCAAUGCAAUACUGCUUCUCAAGUUUGUUUAAUGAAAUUCUCACCAGAUGGGGAGUUUUUUGCUACUGCUGGAAAGGACGAUUGUCUUGUGAAAGUGUGGUACAAUACAGACAACUGGCGAUCAGCUGUAACACCACCGGGAGCGAGUCCAGGAAAACAAGCACAAGAAGUUGAUUUUUCAUUUGUUUAUUUGGCCCAUCCUCGAUCAGUAAAUUCAUUUUCAUGGAGGAAGACAAGCAAAUUCAUGCCGCGUGGUGCUGUCUGCAACGUACUCCUGACUUGCUGUAAGGAUAAUGUUUGUCGUCUCUGGGCAGAGACUUUGUUACCAAGUGAUAGCCUGCUAUAUGAUGGAGGGUAUAACAGUUGGACUGAAGCAGUGAACUUCACAAAUAGUUUCAAGAGAAAUACUUCAAGUAAGGAACGAAUGCAAAAUGCAUUAGAGUUAAACCUGAGGCACUUUCGACGAGGAAGGAGGAGGUCAGGUGCUGUUGUUGCACAUACUGGAUACUCUCCACAUCAGCAAGAUCCUCAUGAAGUUCACAGGAACAUUCUUCCUCAUGCAAAUGCACUCUGUCACUUCCAUAUUGCUGCCAGCAUCAAUCCAGCAACAGAUAUUCCUCUACUCCCUUCUAUCACAUCUUUGAGUCUUGGUGAAAAUGAAGAAAAAAGUGGACCCUUCGUAGUGCACUGGCUGAACAAUAAAGAACUUCAUUUUACCUUAUCCAUGGAAGUAUUUUUGCAGCAACUUAAAAAGAAUUUUGAACAUCAUUCUCCUGAGACAAAUACGGAGGAAUCCAAUCCAAUGGAUGUAAGAUCGGAAGAAGAAACUAAUGAAAAUGGAGAUGAACAGAAAGGAAAUGAAGAGAAGAAGGUACUGGGUGAUGAAAAGACUACUCCAGCAUCAAGCCUUGUUCCUUCAUCUUCUGCUGUUGUAGAUCACGAAGUUGAAGUAUUGCUUUCUGAAUGGAGUAAAAAUGCUGAUAUGCUGUUCAGUAUACAUCCUAUGGAUGGUUCACUGCUAGUGUGGCAUGUAGACUGGCUGGAUGAAUACCAACCUGGAAUGUUUCGACAGGUGCAGGUGUCUUUUGUUUCAAGGAUUCCUGUUGCAUUCCCAACGGGUGAUGCAAACUCUCUUUGCAGAAGUAUAGUGAUGUAUGCAUGUACCAAAAAUGUUGACUUGGCUAUUCAACAAGGCAAACAAAAGCCUCCUGGCCUUACACGAUCUUCAUCUAUGCUUAUCUCUUCUGGACACAGUAAAUCAACCAACAGUUUAAAACUGAGUAUUUUCACACCCAAUGUUAUGAUGAUUUCCAAACAUGCAGAUGGGUCUUUGAACCAAUGGCUAGUGAGUUUUGCUGAAGAAUCUGCCUUUUCAACUGUGCUUAGUAUUUCACAUAAAUCAAGAUACUGUGGUCACCGUUUUCAUCUUAAUGACUUGGCUUGCCAUUCAGUAUUACCACUGCUGCUUACAACUUCACAUCACAAUGCUCUAAGUUCACCAGAUGUUGAGAAUGCAAAACAGGCAAAUGAUUCUUUAAAUUCUAAGGAGUCAACAGUAAGACUUCAGGGUAGAGGCAGUGCAAAUGUAACAUCCCAGGAUCCCAAUGCAGUUUACAGUGAACUUAUUCUUUGGAGAGUUGAUCCUGUUGGACCGUUGUCCUUUUCUGGUGGAGUUUCUGAGCUUGCUCGGAUCAAUUCUCUCCAUGUUUCAGCUUUUUCUAAUGUUGCAUGGCUGCCCACUCUUAUACCCAGCUAUUGCCUUGGUGCAUACUGUAAUUCUCCAAGUGCCUGCUUUGUGGCUAGUGAUGGACAGCAUUUGAGAUUAUAUCAAGCUGUAAUAGAUGCUAAAAAACUUCUGUGUGAGCAAUCCAAUCCAGAGAUUUCUAAAUACGUUGGUGAAGUUUUCAACAUCAUAAGUCAGCAAUCUACUGCACGUCCGGGAUGUAUCAUUGAAUUGGAUGCUAUCACAGAGCUUCAUGGCAGGAAAACACAGUUAUUCCAUGUUUUUCAAGAAGACUUCAUUUUAAAUAACCAAGAGAAAGAAACACCUGAUAAGAAGAAUAAUGUAGUGGAUUCCGGAAAACAGCAGAAUGGAUUUUCUGAAAAAUUCUACUUAAUAGUAAUAGAGUAUACUCAAAGCCGUUCAUUACUACACAUGUGGCAUUUACAUUUGAAGUCAAUUCCAGUCUCAGUAGAUGAAAAGAUAGACUCAAGUACUCCUGACACAGCAGCACAAACAGAAGAGUUGUGUUCUUCACCAGAUCCAGAGAAGAUCCAGUCACCUUUCACGCAAAAGUAUCAGGCCUGUAGAGCAAACCUUCAGAGCACCAGCUGGCUCACUCUGUCUUCAAAAAUGGUGUAUAGUCAAGAGCUGAGUUUGCCAGAAGGAGUGGAGAUAAUAAGUGUUAAGCCUUCAGCAGGGCAUCUGAGCAGUUCUUCCAUAUACCCCGUUUGUCGUGCACCCUAUCUGCUGGCUACUUCAUGCACAGAUGGAAAAGUUCGAUUCUGGAGAUGCAGGGUGACCAAUGAAUCGUCAGUUUCUUCCAUGCCAGAAUCUAAUGUACACAGGGAUGUAACAUACAUCUGGGAAGAAUGGCCGUUACUGAUUGAGGAUGGACUUCUUAGUAGUAGUGCUAUUAAUGUUCCAGGAAGCCCAACUGAAGUUAGUUGUGCACACACAAACCGAUUAGCUGUAGCAUACAAGCAGGUAACAUCUAAAAACAACCACCUUUCUCAAGACUUUGUUAUGCAUGUUAGUAUUUUUGAAUGUGAAUCUACAGGGGGUUCUUCGUGGGUGCUUGAACAGACUCUUCAUUUAGAUGAGAUAGGCACUAUGUUAGACUCUGCUGUUAGUAUUGAUAGUAAUUUAGUGGCAUAUAACAGACAGGAAGUUUCUCUCUCAUGUGGUAAUGUUAUUCCUAGUGCUAAGCACUUAGUACACUUAGACUGGAUGUCUAGGGAGGAUGGUUCACAUAUUCUAACAGUGGGAAUUGGAUCAAAACUUUUUAUGUUUGGACAGCUGUCUGGAAAAAUGCAAGAACAAAUUGGUAAGGAGGCUGUAGCAAUCUCCCAUAUUGGCAGUACUACUACAAAGGCUACAAACUUUUCUAGGUUUGUUCUGCUGCGUUCUGUUGACUUGGUUUCUUCUGUAGAGGGAUCACCUCCUUUUCCAGUCUCCCUGUCUUGGGUGCGUGAUGGCAUUCUUGUAGUUGGAAUGGACUGUGAAAUGCAUGUUUAUUCUCAAUGGCAACCUCCUGCCAAGCAGGGUCCUGUUAGUACAGAUUCCUGCAGUAUGCCAAGUAUAACUAGCUUAAUGAAAGAAAGCCAGUCAGCUGCCUCAGGUCUGCCUCCACCAAAGCGAACCUUGACCAGAUCUAUGACCAGCCUUGCACAGAAACUUAGUGGGAAAAGAUCUGCCUUUGAUCUGUCUGCAGAAAUGGAAGACUCUGGUCUUUUUGAAGCAGCUCAUAUGCUAUCUCCCACUUUACCUCAGUACCAUCCACACCAACUGUUAGAACUCAUGGAUCUUGGUAAAGUACGUAGAACAAAAGCCAUUCUGUCCCAUCUAGUGAAGUGCAUUGCUGGAGAAGUUGUUGCUAUAAAUGAAUCUGAACCUAAUCAUGAUAGGAGACUUAGAUCUCUGACCAUCAGUGCUAGUGGAAGUACUUCACGAGAUCCCAAAACGUUCAGCAAAAUGGAGACUACAGACUAUAUUGAAAUAGACUCUGUUCCACCAUUACCGCUGUAUGCUCUGCUUGCUGCAGAUGACGAUUCCUCUCAUUCCUGUUCAGAAAAGUCUCAUAGUCAAAAUAGUCAAAGUAAAAAUGAUAUGCCCAAGGACAAUUAUGAAGAUCUCUUUCAAAAUUCUGUUAUAAGUACAGAUGAACUUGUAACGUUUGAUGCAGAGGAAGACAGUGUGAAACCAAAAGUAAUUGAUCUUUCGCAAUUUAGCCCAACUUACUUUGGACCAGAGCAUGCCCAAGUUCUUUCUCGUCACUUGCUUCAUUCAAGCUUGCCAGGUCUGACUAGGAUGGAACAGAUGUCAUUGAUGGCCUUGGCAGAUACUAUUGCUACUACUAGUACUGACAUUGGAGAAAGCAGGGACAGAAGCCAGGGUGGAGAAACUCUUGAUGAGUGCGGUUUAAAAUUUUUGUUAGCUGUUCGACUUCACACAUUUCUAACAACUUCGCUUCCUCCUGUACAUCGAGCUCAGCUGCUUCACCAAGGUUUAUCUACCAGUCAUUUUGCCUGGGCAUUUCAUUCAGUAGCGGAAGAAGAACUACUGAGCAUGCUCCCUGCAAUGCAGAAAGGGGAUCCAACGUGGUCAGAACUCAGAGCUAUGGGUAUAGGAUGGUGGGUUCGAAAUAUCCAUAGCUUGCGGAAAUGCAUAGAAAAGGUAGCCAAAGCAGCCUUUCAACGAAACAAUGAUCCACUUGACGCAGCCAUUUUUUACCUUGCAAUGAAAAAGAAGGCUGUGAUCUGGGGAUUGUAUAGAUCCCAAAAAGACACCAAAAUGACGCAGUUUUUUGGAAACAACUUCUCUGAGGACAGAUGGCGUAAAGCAGCAUUAAAAAAUGCUUUCUCUUUGCUUGGCAAACAGCGUUUUGAACAUUCUGCAGCAUUUUUCUUGCUGGCAGGUCACUUAAAAGAUGCAGUGGAGGUCUGUCUUGAAAAACUGAAUGACAUUCAGUUGGCUCUUGUAAUUUCAAGACUUUAUGAGUCAGAAUUUGAAGUAUCUAGUACUUAUAAAUCUGUACUACAGAAGAGAAUUUUGGGAAGUGUGUUUUCUGGAAAGGAGAGCACAGGAAACAUGUACAAUGAUCCUUUUCUGAGAAGUAUGGGUUACUGGAUUUUGGAAGACUAUAGCAAGGCUCUUGACACUUUGAUUAAACAUUCUUUUGAAGAUGAAGGAGAUGUAGGAGAUGGCUCAGCAAGCUGUAAUCCUGCAGUGUUUAACUUUUACAACUACUUAAGAACACAUCCUCUCCUUCUGAGACGUCAUUUUGGCUCUUCUGAUGCCUCUUCCACACACAUGUGCCUAACAGUGGAAAAUGGAUUAGCUGACAAAAUCAACCUAGAUGAAAGGCGACUUUUCUUCACCACUGCAUAUGCUCAUUUAAAAGCUGGUUGUCCUAUGUUGGCCUUAGAAGUGUUAUCAAAGAUGCCCAAGGUUGUCAAGAGGUCAAAGCCAUUCUGUAGAUCCCCCAGCUUAAUGGAUACUAGUAAAGAUUUCUCACCGUCUUCUCCUCUUAAAGAGUUGGAAAUAAAAGAUGAGUCUUCCAGUAUUGAUUGGUCACAGCCAGCUUUGAAUGAUCUAGGGUCAUCUUCAGACUGCUCAUCAGGAAAACAUUCGAAUUCAACUCUUUCAUUUGACUGGAGCCAACCAAAUAUAGUAUUCCAAGACGACGAAGGCUUGAAGCUACAGUUGGACAGUGAUGAAGGUGAUGAGAAUGAAGAUUCUUCCCUGGUAAUGAAAGAACUAAAACCUCUGAAGAAAAAUGAAAAAUCCUAUGAAACAAGUUCUAGCUACACGGAAUCUUUUAGCGUAGUUGAUGAAAAAGAUAUUCUAAGUCCAUCAGAAGAUAUAAUUUCUGCACAGCUGAAGUUUAGAGCAUGCCUGAAAAUUCUUACGGUAGAGCUUCGUACGUUGUCCACUGGUUGUGAGGUAGAUGGUGGAAAAUUGAGGUAUCAGCUUUAUCAGUGGCUUGAAAGGGAAGUGAUAGCUCUUCAAAAAACCUGUGAUUAUAGUGUUGAAAUAGAUGAAAUGCAGUCUGGAGUUAGCAUGAUGCCAGAGGAAGCUGCAUUACAUGGAAACACUGUAGACUUGACUGACCAGCAAAAAAACAUGCUGCAGAAAGGAAACUUUCAGAAAAGACGUCAGUGGCUUCUGAAAUACCAGUCUCUCCUAAGAAUGUUCCUUAGUUACUGUGUUCUCCAUGGCUCUCACGGUGGUGGUUUGGCAUCUGUCAGAAUGGAGUUAAUUCUGCUGUUGCAGGAAUCUCAGCAGGAACAGUCAAUACAGAUACCAUCCAGCCCUGUUCUAGAGCAAAGCUCCGUACCUCUCCUAUUUGCUUGCACAGCUAGUGCCAAAACAGUGGUGGCUAAUCCACUGUUACAUCUUGGUAACUUGACUCAUGAUAUCUUACAUGCCAUAAUAAACCUUGAUUCACCGCCUCAUCCAGAUACACAGAAUAAUAAGAUAUAUGUAAUGCAUAACUUAGCAGCAUCACUUUCGGCUUGCAUCUACCAAUGUCUUUGUGAUGGCCACAGUUACAGCUCAUUUCAAGCAAAUCAGUUUACUGGGACAGUUUAUCAGACAGUGCUGUUAACUCAGCGCGAUUCUCUAAGAUCAACCUUGGAAGAAACAGUGACUCCCAAUACACCACCAGCUCAGUGGCCAGGAAUAACAGCUCUAGUACGUCUCUUGAAUUCUGCUGGUGAGGAAGCUCAGCCAGGACUCACAGUCUUACUUUGUGAAAUUCUAACUGCAGUCUAUCUGAGUCUCUUCAUCCAUGGCCUAGCAACACAUUCCAGCAGUGAGUUGUAUAGAGUUAUGACUCACCCACUUAACAACAAAAUGUGGUCUGCAAUCUUUGGAGGAGGAGCUCAUACACCUAUCAAAGGACAGCAGCAAUUGAAGACAAAAACUGGUAGGCACUUCCCAAUGCCUAGCCCACAUCAGGUAGUAGUGUUCUCCAUGGAAUGCGUGGGGUUUUCGAAAUCCCUUACUACCUUCAGUACUCAUAGUCCUACCAAGUCUGCAGAUGAUGGAGAGAAACAGCAAAAAUGUUUCAAUCUUUCAUCAACAACCUCUCCGAAAGAGAGUUCUCGGGCAGCUGCCGUGCCAUGGUUAGACCAAGAAUCUCCAUCUUACAAAGAAAGAUUUAUUCCUCCUGAGCUUAGUAUUUGGGAUUAUUUCAUUGCCAAGCCUUUUCUUCCAUCACAAAGUAGAGUGGAGUAUGACUCAGAAGAGAGUCAAGAAAGUGGUGAAGAUGAUGAUGAUAUUGAUGGAGACGCGUUUGCAGCGAAUUCAAAUAAUCAAGAGCAUUUGAAUGCUAAUUCAUACAGUUGGUCACUGAUGCGAUUGGCCAUGGUUCAACUGGUACUUAACAACUUGAAGAUUUUCUACCCUUUGGCUGGACACGAUCUUUCAGAGCUUCCAGUUAGCUCACCAGUAUGCCAUGCAGUUCUGAAAACACUACAGCGCUGGGAACAAGUUCUUCUCCGACGUCUUGAGCUAUAUGGUGGUCCACCUCAACAUUAUAUUUCAGUUCAUGCUUCUGAGGAUGCCCUAGCUGCUGGUCCUGCAUUGCUUCGCCAUAAAACUUUGCUUGAGCCUGCAAACACUCCAUUCAGAUCUAACAGUCAUGUUGCCUUAUCUGUGAAGAGGCUCUGGCAGUACUUGGUUAAACAGGAAGAAGUCCAGGAAACCUUUAUCAGAAAUAUUUUUACAAAGAGGCGAUGCUUAAAUGAGUCAUUAGAGGACCAUAGUGACACCUUGAAAAACUCUGUGGUGGAGGAGCCCAUCGUCAAUAAGGUAGAAACAGAUUUAGGAUACCCAGGAGGCAAGGCAAGAAUAAUUCACAAAGAGUCUGACAUCAUUACUGCUUUUGCAGUCAAUAAGGCGAAUCGGAACUGCAUUGCAAUAGCAUCGAGUCAUGACAUUCAGGAAUUAGAUGUUUCUGCAAUACUGGCUACGCAGAUCUACACCUGGGUUGACGAUGAUGUGGAAAUAGAAAAUAAAGGGGCUGAUGAUUUCUUGGUUAUCCACGCUCGUGAUGAUCUGGUAAAUGUUCAGGGAACCACUCCGUAUACUCACAGUAAUCCUGGCACGCCCAUUAAUAUGCCUUGGCUUGGUAGUACACAAACUGGCAGGGGUGCAUCUGUGAUGCUCAAGAAGGCUAUUAAUAAUGUCAGAAGAAUGGCUUCUCAUCCAACAUUACCAUAUUAUCUGACAGGUGCUCAAGAUGGCAGCGUAAGAAUGUUUGAAUGGGGUCAUGCACAGCAAAUCACAUGUUUUCGCUCUGGUGGCAACUCAAGGGUAACUCGGAUGAGGUUCAAUUAUCAAGGAAAUAAGUUUGGAGUUGUUGAUGCUGAUGGAUAUAUAAGUUUGUAUCAAACAAAUUGGAAAUGUUGCCCUCUUACAGGGACCUCACCAAAACCGUAUUUGACCUGGCAGUGCCAUAACAAAACAGCCAAUGACUUUGUUUUCAUCAGUUCAUCAUCUUUGAUAGCCACAGCUGGCUUGUCUUCUGACAACAGAAAUAUUUGUCUUUGGGAUACGUUGGUCUCCCCCACCAAUAGUCUGGUGCAUGCUUUUGUCUGUCAUGAUAGUGGAGCAACUGUUCUAGCAUAUGCUCCAAAACAUCAGCUGCUAAUCUCUGGAGGGAGAAAAGGCUUUACGUGUAUAAUUGACCUUCGCCAAAAGCAGCAGCAACAGUUACUCCAAAGCCAUGACUCUCAAGUCAAAGCAAUUGCUGUCGAUCCUACAGAAGAGUAUUUUGUCACGGGAUCUGCUGAAGGCAACAUAAAGGUAUGGAGUCUGUCUACGUUUAAUCUUCUGCACACUUUCAUCAAUGAGCAUUCUCGACAGUCUCUCUUCAGAAAUAUUGGGACAGGAGUCAUGCAAAUUGAAACAGGACCAGCAAAUCACAUACUCUCCUGUGGUGCUGAUGGAACAGUAAAGAUGAGGAUCUUGCCUGAUAGAUUCAGCCCAUUUAAUGAAGUGUUAAAAAGUGAUGUCAAAUUCAUGAUGUAAUAUUUUUUCUCAAUGCAGUGUGUAACAUUUAACUUCUGCCAUCCCUGAAAAUAUUUUUCCUGAAACUAGUCAACAAAGCAGAUGUACAAUGACAGCUUGUGCCACAAAGGUACUUUUUUUUUAUUUUAUAUAUUUAUUACUUAGAUCUUUCAGUCACUUCAGAUUCUGAUUGUUGCCUAAAAUACAUACAGGACUCUGAAUUACCUGUUUAUAAUAUACGUAAGAUGUUUCUGAGGUGGUUUACUCUUCCUUUUAGGUAGUUAUGUUCCUGCCUGGAGUGUACGAUCUGCACAUAGCCUGUGUUCAACACCUGGCCUUUUUCUGAAAGUAGGUCCAGAUAGGAACCGUAGAUAAUGUUAUUCUCUCACUGUGGCAACCUUAGCUGUGUCUCUUCUUGUGUAGUUGGCCAACAAUAAAAACUUAUACCUUUGUGUGAGAAAGAAGCAGUCUAUUUUACUAGAUACCCCUACUGUAUCAGAAACUGGCCAUGCAGACAUUAAUGUGAGCCACUGUCUGUCUCUGUUCCUGGAAUCCAGGCUGUUUACCUCCUUAAUUCACUUGGUCUCUUUCCUAUGAUCUAGGGUAUGAGAAACUGAAGAAUGUUCUGUGACUUUUCUUCUGUUCCAUAGCUUGACUCACUGCCAUCAGGAUGGCAGACUUAGCUUUUAAAAGAGAAAUAUAUUUUUAACCCUAAACACUCCCUUUACAAAAAUAUGUACAUAUUAAUGGAUUAUCUUCCUAUUAAAAUUGUCAAGAUUAUUUGUGAGGCUUUAGUUUGAUGAAAAAGUACGGGAAGAUACAACUUUAGAAUACUGCAUUAGAAUCUCCUCAAAGAGUAUUUAUUUGCAUGUCUGUAGAGGAAAAGAAAUACUAAUUUAUUUUUUACAUUUUUUUCCAGUAAGACUUUAUUUAGCCCAAAGAUACUCAGCUCAUUCUUAGCACUUAACAUUUUUGUUUGUCUGCUUUUCCUAAGUACUUUACAGAAGUAAAAAAGGGGAAUAAAAAAAUCAGCAGAGUACUGCUGAAAAGGAUACUUUUUUUUUUUUUAAUUUUUAUUUUAUUUCAUUUUAUUUUAUUGCCAAAAUAUUAAACUGCAUAACUUAAGUGUUUGACCAAAAUAUCGAAUCUGUAUUUUGGUUUAUUUUUCCUGGUCUGUUUCAGAACUUGAGAGUUCGACGGAGGUUUAAUUUGUAAACUAGAUAUAAGGCUGGGUUACUUGAAUGCCAGUGGUGUACUUUGUACUAAAAGAUAUUUUGUGAAAUAGAGCACCAAGACAACAAAUGUAAAAUAAACUUGUCAGAUUAGGAACUAUGGGGAUAAAUAAAGCAUAGUAGAAGUGAAGGGCUUGUAAAAUGAACUUUGUAACGUUCUCAGGAUGCUUUUAUCUUAAAAAUAUAAGAUCAUUUAAAAAGAUUUUGUAAAUUGCAUUAAGGUCAUUUAAAAUGUAUGUUUCACAAGUUGCAGUGGAAACACUAGGAAGGUUUUUAUGCACAUAACCUGAAUUUUCGAAUUGUGCAAUAAAAAAAAGAAUGUGAAUACUCCACCACGAAAAAACACGACAGCAUUUCAAACUGGUACAGCUGUUCGGUGGUUCACUUGUGAUUGUUCUUCCACUACUCUUAGUUGUAGAUUAAGAUCAAAAUUGGUAUUAGAACAGUUUAAGUACAAUGAUGGACCAGAAAAGCGACUGAUGAGAAGCGACUUCGCCUUACAGAACAGACUUGCCAACGUGUGUCCUGUCUGCUCAGUGAUUCUAAUAACUUCUGCUCCUAUUAAACAAGGAAGACAACGGGAGUUAUCCUCAGCACACUCCUUCAGAGAAGCAGCUGAAACCAACCUGGGCUUACAGCUGCUUGUAUACAUGCAUUAGUUUUAUGCAACCUCUGAACUAAGUUAUAUUCAGAGAAUGUGCAAAACAGUGACAGCAUUGUAUAAUGAUGUCCUUGAUGUUUUGUUCUGAAAUAUAUCUGUGUCUAUUUCAUUAGGUUUAAUAUUUCAAUCUCAGUUUAUUGUACUGGUGAUCACAAAAAAACUGUCCUUCCAUCUGCAAACUGAGCAGACUUUAUGUAGAACAUGCCAAGGCAUACAAUGCUCUCAUUUUUCUGAGUCGAGCUGCACUGUGAUUAUCCUGGCAAACCUGUGCUCAGACCAGAAGAGUAAGGACUGUGAGCAGGCAUUUUCAGUAAUGUUUAUAGUUACCAUAAGCUACUCUUAAAGUAAUGUAAAGUCACAAUGUAUUUGCCCAUACCUUCAUAAUAGUUCCAAUAAAUCCUGCAGAAACUCAACUUUCUAGAAUCCCAUGUUGCUGCUACUUCCUUUACAAAUCAGUUGAAUGCGUGUAUAAUGCUAAUUGAUAUUUAACAAUUAUAAGUCAUUCUAUUGGUAGCUUUCUUGUAAUAAUGGAAUCAAAAUCAAUUAUCUUCUGUUGUAACAAAAACUUUUCAAAGGGACACUCUCAACUUUAGUCAUUGGGGAAAAAAAAAAAAAAAAAAAAAAAGGAGCUUCCAGCUGAUGCCUUAACAGCUUCCAUUGAUUUCAGUCUUUUCAGCAAUUAAUGCUUUCUCCCUGUUGCUAUGCAAGUUACUCAGAAGGUCAAUAUUGGCUGCCUAGGGUUCUGUAAGAGGUAGCUGUAUGCAGAAAUUGAACUUGAAAAUGAAAUUUGCACUCUCCAGUACGUAAUCUCCAAUAACUCCAUGUCCAGACAAAACGACUUGGUUGACAGUGUCCCUUUUAAAUAUCAUAGCCUCGUAAUUGUGACUAGUGUUGGUCCACGUAGCAAUACAUUCUGCAGCCGGGUUUUCAUUCUCAUCUUGUUGAUUCAGUUACCUCAAACAAAUCUGUGAUACAAGUUCUUCACUGUUACUGCAGUAACUUCUGAGAGUUAAACUCUGGCCAUCUGGGUACUUAAACUGGCUUGCUGUGUGCUGUGAAAAGCAGAUAAUUCUCAGCUGAUGUUGCAGGGAUGUUCAUGGGGAAGGAUGAAGCGAGUGGAAUAGACUUAGGUUUUGUACCACGCUGCUAUGGCACAAGCUGAGUUUAGGUGUUCUGAUGCAUUUUAGAAACCUCGCUGCCACUUGCAGGAAAUAAACUUCUGGGGAUAUUCUAUGUGAGGUACCAUUCCCUUCCUCCUAAGAGCACCCGUUGUUAGAUUAGUUGCAAUAGUUACGAAAAACCGUGAUUACAAGAAAAUAAGCUUGGAUACUGGAUAUGUUCUCCAAGAUAAUUUUUUCAAAUGUUUAUUUUUACUAAAAGUAGCAAAACAGCCUCUGAUGGCAGGUUCAGCACACUGAUCAAAUACUUUAUAUAAAUAAAGAUACUGAUUUAACAAG
Messenger RNA from Centrocercus urophasianus (Greater sage-grouse), 12583 nucleotides. RefSeq names its product Dmx like 1 (gene DMXL1). Gene Ontology annotation, biological process: vacuolar acidification. Lineage: Eukaryota; Metazoa; Chordata; Aves; Galliformes; Phasianidae. The record is from RefSeq and is a predicted model, not a curated record. Gene Ontology annotation, molecular function: protein binding. The coding region runs from base 9 to 9254 and encodes 3081 amino acids. Gene Ontology annotation, cellular component: RAVE complex. The transcript has 45 exons.